AUCGCAUCUUAAUGAUGCCCUUAAACGAAAGCUUAUGACAGUUAUUUGAGCGAACUUAUUGCCUAAAUACGAGAAUCAAUUGUACAGUGAAUAGAAAUUAGUCGAGCAAAAUGAAUAUAAGUGCCGGAUAUUCGAGUGACAGUCAAGACAAUGCAAUGAGUUCAAACAAUGCCACAGGCAUCAGCAUCACGGCCACUGCCCAGUUCGGAGUCACACACAUUCCCCAGCAGAGUCCGGCAUCUUCCAGUGAAAAUGACUCAGCAUCCUCAGCAGUAACACCUGGCAACACACCCUCUUCUACGUUGAGGCCACUGAGUAGCAUGCAAAGUGCAGCAGUGGGGUCCGUACAUCACUCGGGAAACGUGGUCUGCGCAACAGCUCCGGCCACGUCGAGUAGCACGAACAACAAUGCAGUCGCUUCUACAUCCUCAGAUCACAUCUUGUUUCCCCAACAUCACAACCUCUCAUCAACAGUCGUGCAUUCUUCUGCUCAUUCCGGUGCUGUUAUAUCUGGAGGAGGGGCGGGAGAUGUGAGCAUGCAUGGGGGUGGUCUGUUCGCUGAGAACUGGGGUCACACGCUGGUGAAGAUCAUCAAGUUCUCCUACAUGUGGACCAUCAGCAACUUCAGUUAUUGCCGCGAGGAGAUGGGGGAGACAUUGCGAAGCACAUCUUUUUCAACACCCCUCAAUGACAAAAUGAAGUGGUGUCUGCGGGUGAAUCCGAAGGGACUGGACGAGGAGUCGAAAGAGUAUCUGAGUCUGUAUCUCUAUCUGGUGGCAUGCAACAAGAACGAGAUCAGAGCCAAGUUCAAGUUCUCCAUCCUCAAUGGAAAAGGAGAGGAGACCAAGGCCAUGGAGAGCCAGAGGGCGUACAGAUUUGUGCAGGGGAAGGACUGGGGCUUCAAGAAAUUCAUCAGACGGGAUUUCCUGUUAGACGAGAUCAACGGACUAAUUUGCGAUGACAAACUCACCAUUUACUGCGAGGUGAGUGUGGUGAUGGACUCUCUGAGCUUCGGAGGCACUACCAACCCGGCUGCCCAGAGGAUCCCAGAGUGCAGACUGAGUCAGGACAUGGGGUCUCUUCUGGAACAGGGUGUCCUCACAGACGUCGUGUUGGCUGUGGGGCCGAACCAGGAAGUAUCGGCCCACAAAGCGAUUCUAGCAGCGCGAAGUCGAGUGUUCAGUGCAAUGUUUUCCUCCAAUAUGGAAGAACAGCAGAAGGGUCGCGUGGAGAUUCUAGACGUAGACUUUCCUGUUCUGAAGGAGAUGCUUCAUUAUAUCUACACGGGCAGUGCACCCAACAUCGACAGUAUGGCAGAAGCACUCAUAGCCGCAGCAGACAAAUAUGACUUGCAGAGGUUAAAAUACAUGUGUCAAGACACGUUGUGUGCCAACCUGAACGUAGAAAAUGCGGCCAAUGUGCUCAUGCUUGCCGACAUGCACAAUGCGGAAGAACUGAAAACAGCAGCAAUCGACUUCCUUAACUUCAGACCCCACGAAGUGAUGGAAACAGAUUCGUGGAAGAACCUGCUGAGCAGUAGGCCCUCCCUCAUUUCAGAGGCUUACAAGGCCUUAGCCUUAGUCCAUUCACCAGGGUCGCCGCCGAGGAAGAAACCCAAAAUUAUAACUACUGCUCCUUCCAAUUCUUACAACAACGCCCCCAGCUCAACCCCGAUUUGAGGACAUUUUUGAACGUCCUUUUAACGCCAUUCUCGCAAGCUCAGAGUCUCAUUGAGCUGAGUCAAAAGAAGAUGUUGCGAAGUGUUUCCUGCCUUAAGUGUUCAAACAUUACUCUGAUUAGUUCGAUUAAAUUGAAGUGUUAAUGAGCGAAAUGGUUUG
Symsagittifera roscoffensis is the source of this 1838-nucleotide messenger RNA. Its product is annotated as speckle-type POZ protein-like. The transcript is spliced from 8 exons. Lineage: Eukaryota; Metazoa; Xenacoelomorpha; Acoela; Convolutidae. Bases 111 to 1679 code for a protein of 522 amino acids. Gene Ontology annotation, biological process: regulation of proteolysis; proteasome-mediated ubiquitin-dependent protein catabolic process. Gene Ontology annotation, molecular function: ubiquitin protein ligase binding. Gene Ontology annotation, cellular component: cytoplasm. The record is from RefSeq and is a predicted model, not a curated record.